AAUGUUUCCUGCACGUAAGCACGACUUUUUGUCACGUCGAACAAAAGGAACUUGCCGAAUGUACAUAUGAUUCCCCUCAUAAUCCCCACCAUGUCAUGAAACUCGUUCAAUGGCUGGACGAAGAAGCUAUCGAUCUUCUUACACCAAAAUUAAUGCAUCCGCAUCCAAAUAGUUACACGUAUUCGAAGUGUCUUGCCGAAACAUUGGUGGUCAACGAGUAUCCUAAUCUGCCUUGCUGUAUUGCCAGGCCAUCAAUCGCUAUAGAAGAACCGUUACCAGGUUGGGUGGACAAUCUGAAUGGUAUUGUAGGAUUGCUCAUCGCUGCGGGCAAAGGUGUCGUCAGAUCAAUGCACUGCAACGGCAGAUAUCAUAUUGAAGUUAUACCGGUUGACAUUGCGAUUAAUAAUCUAAUUGUAAUUGCAUACAGAGUCGGUACCAAGCAGGAGAAAUCAAAAAGUAUACCCGUGUUCAAUGUAACACAAGGCAGAAUAACAGAGAUGACAUUUGACGAGACACUUGAAUUGGGUAGGCGUGUUUAUUACGAAUAUCCUUUUGAUGGACAGGUUUGGUAUCCUGACGGCAAUAUACGUAGCAACAAAUUUGUGCACAAUUUAUUCGUCUUCUUUUUCCACAUCAUACCCGCGUACUUUAUCGAUUUCUUAAUGCUGAUUUUUCGACAAAAAAGAUUUAUGGUCAAACUCCAGAAACGAAUUUCAGCUGGACUCGAAGUACUGCAAUAUUUUACCACGAGAAAAUGGAUAUUUUAUAACAAUAAAAUAACAACUAUAUUUGAUGAAUUAUCGCCAGAGGAUAAAAAAUUGUUUCGCACUUAUAUCGAUUCUAAUUCCGACAAAAUAGAGUAUACAAAGAAUUGUAUUCUCGGCGCGCGACAAUACUGCUUAAAGGAAGACUUGUCUUCUUUACCGAGAGCCCGUCGGCAUCAAAAGAUAAUGUACGUUCUUCAUAUUACAACAGUGUACCUAUUUUACUUCGGCAUAUUAUAUUACAUUUACAACAAUUUUGAGAUAAUGAAAAUCAGUCUGGAUUACAUCACGGAGAAAUUGAAAUUGCUGCCGAUUAUAGGCGGAUUUGUGGAGAAGGCGCAUUUAUAAGAAUGCAUUCUUUUCACGUUUACCGCACCAUACAUAUAUAAUUUACAACGCAACUAACAAAGAGCAG
This is a messenger RNA of Linepithema humile (Argentine ant), 1179 nucleotides long. RefSeq names its product putative fatty acyl-CoA reductase CG5065. Gene Ontology annotation, molecular function: alcohol-forming very long-chain fatty acyl-CoA reductase (NADP+) activity. Gene Ontology annotation, biological process: long-chain fatty-acyl-CoA metabolic process. The record is from RefSeq and is a predicted model, not a curated record. Gene Ontology annotation, cellular component: peroxisome. Lineage: Eukaryota; Metazoa; Arthropoda; Insecta; Hymenoptera; Formicidae.